Verticillium dahliae VdLs.17 is the source of this 771-nucleotide messenger RNA. RefSeq lists its product as uncharacterized. Bases 1 to 771 code for a protein of 256 amino acids. Lineage: Eukaryota; Fungi; Ascomycota; Sordariomycetes; Glomerellales; Plectosphaerellaceae. The transcript is spliced from 2 exons. The record is from RefSeq and is a predicted model, not a curated record.
AUGCAGCAUACUCUCCUCUCAACCGCCGCCCUGCUUGGCGCCCUCUCAGCCGUCAAUGCUUCUCCUGCGCCCAUUCUGAGGCGUGAUAUUAUCACCGCCCUCCCAGGAAACGCUGACGAGAUCGAGAACAAGUUCCAGCCAAUUCUUGACUUCGAUACAGACGGCUGCUACAACACAGCGGCCAUUGACCCUGACGGCAACAUAAACCCUGGCAAGGGCGCCACCGGCACUCCUCAGGGCGACUGCCGCGAUCCCCCUCAGCUCGAGAACAGCAAUGUUUACUCCCGUCGCCGCUGCAACAACGGCGUCUGCGCUAUCAUGUACGAGUAUUACUUUGAAAAGGACCAGUCGGUCAGCGGCUCGUUUGCAGGCGGCCACCGUCACGACUGGGAAAACGUAGUCGUCUUCGCACGCGGAGACACCAUUGUACGUGUUGCGCCAUCUUGCCACGGCGGCUACGACGGUGCAUCGAAUGAGUUCCCUGCCGACGGCACGAGCCCGCAGAUGGUCUACCACAAGGACAGUGCCGGCACUCACUGCUUUCGCUUCGCCAACGACGCCGACAUUGGCGGCGUCGAGAACUUCUCAGGCUCGUUCUACAAGAGCCCGCUCGUCGGAUGGCUCAGCUGGCCCAACGAGGGGUUGCGCCAAACCAUGCUUGGAGCUUUCAGCGGCGGAGUUGGGCCAAAGUUGGAUGAUGAGUUUGCGGGCAAGCUUGGUGAGGCAGCUGGUGAUGCUGUCCCCGAGUUUGACCCGAAUGUUGACGAGUAG